Molecule: messenger RNA, 3238 nt
Organism: Phymastichus coffea
Lineage: Eukaryota; Metazoa; Arthropoda; Insecta; Hymenoptera; Eulophidae
Product: glycerophosphocholine phosphodiesterase GPCPD1-like
Exons: 14
Coding region: 679-3051 (790 amino acids)
Biological process (GO): glycerophospholipid catabolic process
Molecular function (GO): glycerophosphocholine phosphodiesterase activity; starch binding
Source: RefSeq, a predicted model, not a curated record
AACAAGACUUAAACAAUACGGUUAACUAUAAAUGCGAGCAGCAAAACAGAAAGAAAAUCAAGAUUAAUUGAAGAAAGGUCAAAAUAACGCAGCGCGCACACAAAGCUAUAGUACUUAUAAAACAGUGGAGCCGCCUUUCGCCACAGUCUGAAAGUAGCUGAGCACACGCUCUCACGGAGAGAACUCGGCACGGGCGGCACGCGCUACGCACACAGCUAACUUGCACGCACACACCUACACGCAGCGCCAAUCGGAGCAGACCGCCGUCGUCGUUGCCGAGAGAGCGCACUUCUACGUAAUCGUCUGAGGAGUCAGAGUCAGUACGCUUUCUACGUAGUUCGUGAACGGGUCACCGCUGGUUUUGACUUUGAUCGUAGAGAAAAUAAAUUUCCAUCGUCGUCGAGUGCAUUGUGAGCCAUAUUAAGUGUUGCUACACACCAGUCGAGUAGUGCAAAGUGUGCGAAUUCAGUGCAACAGAGGAGACAUGACGCUGAUGCUGGAAGGCACGCCGCCGCUGCAGCAGCUUGCUCGUGCUGGUUACUUGGUCAAAUAACAUUUGCUUCGCAGGCGACAGAAGCCGAAAGACCAAGUGCCAGUAGUCACAUCCUUACCCUCAUCACACUUCCUUACAUACGAGGAAAGGAUAAUACUGUCCUGGCUCAACAAGCAGGAGGUAGCAUGAGGGCUUCCAAAACUGAUUGGAUGUUUAGGGUCCAGGUCCCUGGCCUGGAAAAAAAUGAUGUUGUGUUUGUUGUUGGUAACCUCCCCGAAUUGGGUGCCUGGAAUCAUAAUCAGGCUAUCCAAUUGACAAAGGAAAAUGAUGGAACAGAUUCUCCAACAGGCUUUGAAAAUAAUGGCACAUCAGAAUUUGCUGAUUUUUAUGGAAAUUCUAGUGAUGGAUUAGAUUCAUUUGGGAAUGGUGAUUCUGAGCAUUCUGAUGAAGGACAGGUAUUUUCACAAAAAAUUACGUUGCCCUCAGAUGCUGACAUACAGUUUCGUUACUUUGUAGCUGUAGUUUGUUUAUCUAAUAAUGUCACUAAAAAUUCAGCUAAAACUCUAAUUAUAAGGAAAUGGGAAACACACAUGACACCAAGAAAAAUAAAAAAAAAUGCUCCAAGCAACUUUAAUGAAGAAACCCUGCCAGAUCCUGAAAGAUUCGGAUACCAUAACGGUUACAUGAAAGUUGAAAGAGGUUGGCUCACAGAUGAAACAGUAAUUCAAUUUAAACUUUUUAAUAAUCCUGUUAAACUUUGGAAGAAUAAGUUGCAAAAUAGAAGGAUUCAUAUAAAAAUGACACCAGUUAAUUUGGUUAGGCAUAAUUCAUUAGAGUUACAACAAUUUGGAGAAUGUCCAGAUGAUAGUCUCUCCAUGGAUACUCAAGAUAUUGUAGAUCAGCCAGCAUUCAGUAUUACGGAGAUAGCUGUCAUGAAUGAUGACGAGGCUUAUUUUAGGCAUCAAAACCAGUUUGGUCGAGCCUAUAAUGAGGACGAGUGUAUGAUCUUUAAUGUAGCAGUUCGAUAUCCAGAAACAGUUGCUUACUUAGUCGACUACUAUGUGUACACAUCAAGAUCCUUUCCUGGGGAGCCACCUAACCACAUUGGGUUCAGCUAUAUUUUGCCUAGCACUUUGCAAACUAGCACUGGUCUUUUGACCGUGCCCAUUACUAGUACUAAGCAUAGGCCCAUAGGACAAUUAACAGUAGAAUACGUUGCAAUAAAGCCUAUACCGGACUUCCCAUGGGACAUGAGUAUUUCCUACGCAAAACACUGGGAGCAGAGGUGGGCAGGUCUGGAUGUCGGACAUCGUGGACUUGGAAAUUCGUUCUCUUGUAAAAUGAAAAGUUGCGCGAAUGUUCGUGAAAAUACGAUUGCCUCUCUGAAGACUGCCUCGUACCACGGCGCCGACAUGGUCGAGUUUGACGUGCAGUUAUCCAAGGACUUGGUACCCGUUAUUUAUCACGACUUUUACGUAUCAAUCUCGAUGAAGCGCAAGAAGCAAAUUGAAGCUAUGGACAUGUUGGAGAUACCAGUGAAGGACCUCACCUUGGAACAACUGCACUUGCUCAAGGAUUUUUAUUACCCGGGGGACUCCUUGGGUAAGGUGCUGUAUUACGUUGAUAAAGCCGAGAGCUGGGUUAACCAACCGGUUUAUCAUGUGAACGAAGGUAGGGAGAAAGCUGCAAAGUUCUUUGAUGAAGACUUAGAAGAUCAUCAGCCAUUUCCGACCCUUCAGGGUGCGCUGCAAGAGUUGGAACAACAUGUAGGCUGCAAUAUCGAAAUCAAGUGGACGAUGCAGCUGAAGGACGGCACAUUUGAACUUAAUCAUCCGUUUGAUCUCAACGUCUACCUAGAUACGAUACUUAAAGUCGUGCUAGAGCACGGUGGCGAAAGAAAAAUUGUAUUUUCAUCGUUCAACCCUGACAUUUGCGCCAUGAUACGCCUCAAACAAAACAAGUAUCCGGUGGUUUUCUUGACUCAAGGCGUGACCGCCAAAUAUCCGACUUAUCACGAUCCUCGUUGUCAAACAAUUCCGAUGGCCAUGAGACACGCACUGGCUGCGGAUAUUCUCGGGAUCAACGUUCACACGGAGGAUAUUCUACGCGAUCCAAGUCAAGUUAAGCUAGUCAAAGAUCGUGGUCUCAUUAUUUUUUGUUGGGGUGAUGAUAAUAAUGAUAAAGACACUAUUCAGCAUCUGAAAAAACUUGGCCUACACGCCGUCAUUUACGAUAAAAUUGAUGAAUACAACGCGAAAGAGGUCAAAGAGAGUGUAUUUCUAGUAGACGCUCGCGAGAAUCAGAAGGCACUGAUUGAAUUGGCUCAAGCAAAUACUGUAGCGGCUGCAGUAGCAGCUGGCACUCCUGGGUUUACCGCUAACAACGCCGGUGCAAGUAGCGAGAGUGACGACAGCGUCGGCGCCGCUAGUGUCAGUUUGACGACUAACUGUGAUAUAACGCAACAGGACAAGGAUAUUCGCGACCUUACCAAGGACUUUAGCGUUUGCGCGCCCAGUUUUGGGCAUCCCGAAGGCGAAGCUGCGACCAAUGCGCUCUAAUAUGCUUUUACCUCGGAAUUUUUAACUGUGUUUCUAAAUUCUCAACUGAUUAUUACAAUUGUGUAAUGAGGCGCUAAAAAUUGAAAAUUUCUAUGCUGUUUAUUUUUUUUUAUUUUUGUCCCUUCUCUCUCUCUCUCACACAUACACACACACACAUAUACACGCGCGCGCGCGCACAUACACACUC